Messenger RNA from Protopolystoma xenopodis, 447 nucleotides. NCBI's taxonomy places the organism in Eukaryota, Metazoa, Platyhelminthes, Monogenea, Polystomatidea, Polystomatidae. The record is from the annotation of a GenBank genome assembly.
AUGGACUUUAGGAGCACAACUUCUGUACUUUUUUUGCCUCACCUACAAUAUAAAGCUUCGAAUCUCCCUAACCAACGGUUACAGCUGAGGCCUCGAAGCGCCGUUUCUCAGAGAUCAACUAGGGCGAAUGAAGCUAUAACUCGUCCUUUCAUCUCAUUUACCCGGUCUCAUCAUCUCUCCAUCUGGCCUAUUGCUCUGCUGACUCGCUUGCAUCGAAGCAACGAAUUCUACAAAUGGCUUGAGGGCAAUGCCCUCUUCGAACAAGAACGUGCAUAUCUUGUCCACGACCCCGUCUGUGCGGCUUCACUACACAACCUGUUGGUCCUCACGUGCCAACGGCGAGAAGUAAACCGGGCAAUUAGGCGCAUUACUUAUGCAAAUUUCCUUGUCGGGUCAGGCUUAAUUUGUCAACUCCGUGGCCAAAAGCCCAGAAAUUGGCCAGUAUGA